AUCUAAGUGGCGUAAGGUAAUCUACGUUAAAGAGCAUCAUAAAUUCUAAAAUCUAACGUCUAAAGAGCAAAACUGAUCACAGUAGUCGUAGAAUCUAGGUCUAUAAUAUCAAUCGCAGGUCUAGAUUCUAUUUCUACGAUAUAUCGUUGACCCUGAAAAAACUUGAAGUUCAAAUGAACUGUGAGCCUGUCAGAUAUGGCAAUUGAGGUGGGUGCUGAAUUCAAUACAUAUGAAGACCUGACCAAUGCCAUUAAAGCUUAUGAGGCAGCAAAUUUUGUUAAUCUUAUCAUUCGAGACACACGGAGAGUUGAAUCAGCAGCAAAAAGAAAUCAACGCAAGUGUUAUAAUGCAGCUAUUAAAUAUAGUGAUAUCUCUUAUUGCUGCACAUAUGGUGGGAAAAAAUAUGUCUCACAUUCAACUGGGAAACGUAUUCACAAAACAAUCAAACAGUCAUGUCCUUUCUCUUUGAAAGUACGUGCAACAGUCGACGGCCAGAGAUUGUUUGUAAGAGAAAUGAGUUCUCUUCACAAUCAUGAAAUAUCUGAGGCUGAGUUUAGACUUCAUCCAAAGCAGAGAAAGCUGGACAUUGAUUCCCAAGAAGAAAUUGCCAAUUUGCUGAGUAUGGAACCGGAUAAAAAACUUCUGAGAGACAGACUCAUGCAGAUCACCGGAAAAGUUAUUUUGAUGAAAGAUAUUCACAAUAUUAAGACCAGACUAGUGAAUCAAAAACAGAAAUCUCCAGCAGACAAAAUUUCUUUAAUCAGUAAAGAAGACACACUUGCAAAUAACAGUACGAUAGAGCUGGGUGAGGCUGAUAUUCAGCAAUCCAGUGGCGUCCAGCACCAAGUUCACUCUUUAUGUGAUGUCCACCUGCCACUGCAAAACAGUUCACAUCUGACCAUUGGUGACCAGCAUGAUGUCAUCGAUCAGCAAAACCAAAAUGACUCACCAGCAGAGCGGCUUUGCUAUAUUGAAACCCAGUCCUACCAACAGUCUAGUGAUUCCUACUCAGUUAAUAUUCAACAGUACCCAACUGGUUCUGUGUAUGAGCUAACGCCACAUCCCUAUACAGUAAGCAUCCCUGUUAUGCAGGGAAAUAAUAUCCUGCCAAGUAUUGAGGAAAUAAAUGCACAUGACAUUACAUCCACAAAUACAUUUCAGCACUGGACUGCUGUUGAAGAAAUUGGCAGAACCACCCUGCAUGCAGGGAACUAUCAAACUAUAUCCACACUCACUUUCAGCGAACAUCAGAAUGACUUACUUUCCAAUGAACCACAAACUCUGCCAUCCAUCACAGUAAAAUUCCCUUCCUCAGACUCUUCCAGCAGCCCCUCAACCAACCAGCCUGCUUAUCAUGAAUAUGCGCAGGGCCCUCAGACUCAGAAACUGAAAAAACACAGGCGGAGGGAGCAAUCGAAUAACAAUGAAAAGAAGAAAAAGAAAAAAUCUGCUGUGCAGACGGAUAAAGACAACCUUGUUAAAAAGUAUUUCCAGCAAGCCACUGUCAACUUGUUCUUCAACAAACGCCUAAAGACACCUGGAAACAGAUUUCAGAAAUCUUUGAGGCAAGAAACGCAAGGGGGAGCACCCAAAAUGUCUGAAUCCCAGUACCAUGAAAUGUUGAAACCCUUGUCUUGGCUUUUUGGUAAAUGGCAGUCGGAGGCAGGGAAAGGAGAAUAUCCAACUAUUUCAGACUUUACUUAUGGAGAGGAGGCAGAGUUUACUCCCAUUGGGAUGAAACCCAUGAUAGAGUACAAAUUUUAUUCCUGGAAGCCAGAGAACAAAAUGCAGCUACACAGAGAAACUGGUUUCAUCAGGAUUAAACCAGAGACCAACCACAUUGCCUUCAUGGCUGCUCAUAAUCUAGGUGUAGUAGAGAUUCAGGAAGGAGAAGUUCAAGGUCAAGAGCUGACUGUACAGACCACUAGUUUAGGGAGAACAUCUUUCAACAAACCUCCAGAAGUCAAGUCUGUGAGGAGAACUUUAAAGAGAACUGGCAAUGAACUGGAACAAGUGAUGUCUAUGGAAACCAACAAGACUGCUAUGACUCAACAUCUGAAGAUAACAUUUAAAAAAGUGAAUUGAUACUCAGCAAAGUCUAUGUUGUGUUUCUCCUGUGGCAUACAACAAUCCUCCAAUGAUUCUACCAUUUAUGUAAUUCAACUGUUGUUUCAUUGUCUGUUUAUAAGAUGUGAAACAUUUUUUUCUCUUAUUGGAUGCAAUAUACCUAAAACAAAAUGUGAUUUCAGGAAUAUAAUAUUGCUAGAUCAUUGGCAUGAACACACAUGAGGUACAUUGUUGAAGAUUGUUUUCUUCAUGACUAUACUAAUGAUAGCGCAUGGGAUCUAGACAUGAGGAACAUUGCUAACAAAAAAAUGUUUUCAAUUAUAGACAAAGAAAGCCAAAUUUCCUUGAAUGUAAAUAAGUUAGUGCACAUGAAUGCAAAGUAAAAUGUGAUCAUUAUAUGAACUCUUAUUUCAUUAUGACCAUUCAAUUAAAUAAUAUUUCUACUAUA
Molecule: messenger RNA, 2515 nt
Organism: Biomphalaria glabrata
Lineage: Eukaryota; Metazoa; Mollusca; Gastropoda; Planorbidae
Exons: 9
Coding region: 196-2085 (629 amino acids)
Source: RefSeq, a predicted model, not a curated record